Messenger RNA from Seminavis robusta, 2148 nucleotides. The record is from the annotation of a GenBank genome assembly. Lineage: Eukaryota; Bacillariophyta; Bacillariophyceae; Naviculales; Naviculaceae.
AUGAAAACCACCAAGGAGCAAGGGGAUGCUGAUGACAGCCCUAACAAAUUAUUGAAUGGCAAGCCGUCGGAAGAGAGUGGCUUGACUCGCUUUGCCGAAGAACGAGCUGCCAAGGAAGCUGCUAGAGCCAGCAGGGAUUCCGCUACUGCAGCUGUCCUUCCAGGAGCCGUCUUGCAACGCAGUCAGGACCGCAGAGCAACUCAAAAGGCCGCCAAGAACGACAAUGUGACUAAUAGUGCUGCUGUUGCGGGUUCUGUGACGACUACCAGUACUAGUACUGAUAAUGAUGCGGUCAUUCAACGUGGUCUUCGACGAUCCGCAGAAGAAAAAGCCGUCAAGGAGGCAGCUAGAUUGGCCACAAAACAUGGAGAAGCCGUUGGUGCUACUACUGACGCGACCAGCACUGACCCUAUCCAACGUGGCCUGCGUCGAUCAGCGGAAGAAAAAGCCGUCAAAGAGGCUGCCAGAAUGGCCACGAAACAGGGAGAAGCAGUAGGUACCUCGACUGAUGCUACCGGCACUGACCCUAUUCAACGUGGGCUGCGGAGAUCAGCCGAGGAAAAGGCAGUCAAAGAGGCUGCCAGAAUGGCCACAAAACAUGGAGAAGCAGUAGGUGCUUCCAACGACACAAAUGAUGCAGCCGUGGCAUCGGGAGAGGCUGUCAAAGUUCUUCCGGGAAAUAAUACGGGCAAUGGCGAGAUGCAGCCUGGGGCUCAUCGCGUAUCAGCAGUGGACAACAGCGGUGUCAAUAAUAACCACCGUGGUAGUACUGCCACCAAGAAAGGACUUGGUAGGAACAGCAUUGCGGCUGUGCAAAGAAGAAACGACGAGAGAGAAGCUCCCCAGAUGCCACUGGAUGGAGACUCCCCGAAUGCCCUGGACGACAAGAACGCGGCCGACGAUGCCGAAAGCCUUCGUGAAAAGAUCGCCGUCGCUUCUUCCGAAAGGUCCACAAACACGCUGACGCACCCGCGAGAGAAAAGUACAAAGGCACUAGUAGAGUCGCCCAAAGAAGAGGCAAAUAAUAUUGCAGUUUCCGCUCGGAGUUUUGACGUGGAGAGUCAACGUAGAGGCGAUGAACCAGAAAUCGUUGUGGACAAUGUGGAUGGGUUGGCUGUCGCCACGGCUGUGAUGGAUGAAUCCAGCAAACGCCAUUACCAAGAAGCCCAACAAGUAGAUGAUUUCAAGUUGCAAGAACAAGCGGCAGAGCAAGCGGAGAAAGAAAUGAAAGAGACACAGUGUCGUCGCAGUGGGCUUGCGAUCGUUUUGUGUUCAUUAUUGAUCAUUGGUCUCAGUCUCGGACCAUAUGAGAAUAUUGAUGAUGAUGAAUACAACCAUAAGAUUCAAGAAAUUCCAUGCGACUCUCUUGGGAGAUUGAUUUCUCUCCGACUUGAUUCUCUUGAGCUUUCUGGUCAUACACCUUAUGUUCCACAGGAGAUCACAAUGUUGAGAUCAUUGACAUUGCUUCAGUUGAGUUUCAGUGGAAUUGAUACUCCGAUAACAUCUUUGCUGCCCUCAGGACUCUUUAAUAUGGGGGCUUUAACACACCUGGAUCUGGCUGAUAAUUCGUUCACCGGUCUGAUCCCUUCGAAGCUUCAAGAGUUCUCAGGAUUAAGAUAUUUGACCUUGGAUGGCAACGAAUUCACAGGUCCAAUACCUUUGGAACUCCUACGUUUGCCUGACUUGACAACAUUAUUUUUGGAUGACAAUCAAUUAUCAGGUCAAAUCCCCUCCGAGUUAGGGCUAUUGACUCGUGUGACAGAUUUGGCAUUGAACAGGAACAAACUCACAGGCCAGCUUCCCUCGGAAAUUGCUCAGUUGAAGUCUUUGGAUUAUCUGUGGUUGCAGAAGAAUCAGCUUUCUGGUGAAAUUCCAUCAUUUCUUGGAGACAUGAUUCGAUUGGAAGAAUUGAGGAUCAGUGAGAAUGAGCUGACAGGAGAAUUUCCCAAAGAGCUUGGGAGUUUGAAGUUUCUGACCUCCUUGUUUCUGUUCAAGAAUCAGCUUACUGGGACCCUACCAAAGGAGCUUGGAUUUUUGAUGGAUUUGAUGGAUUUGAGGCUCUAUGACAACCUUUUCACAGGUACAUUUUGUCAGAGCUGGGACUCUUGGCUUCCUUGGCUUCAUUGCGGCUUCAAGGGAAUGAGCUAA